AUGACAACUUUUUUUCACGAAUAUACUUCUUGUAAGGUUAACAAUAUGACUGCUAAUGUUUCAGAGCUAGUAAGUCAAUUCAAAUUCUCUAAGUUAUUGAAGACUGAUCCCCAAACCAAAUCAAUUGUGUUACUUGGUAAAAUCAAUUCCGAUGAUGCUAUUAUUUCUAUUGAGAAGUCACAUUUUAUCACCGAUGAGUCUAAUGUUAAAGUUAAUGAGUUGGUAGAGGAUUUGCAAAUAAUAAAUCAUAAUGAUAUAUACUACUGGUCACUGGCUUUGAUUACACAAUCUUUACCUGAUUUACCGUCAGGCAAACUCAACAUCAUAUAUCCAGCGACUGAAACCCACAUCAAGAAGUACGGGCAGCAAAAUCUCCAUUAUGUAUUGGAAACGCCAGAAACAUAUGAAAAGUUCGUCAAGCCUUAUAUAGAAUCAAUGAAAGGUGAUAGAAUCAAAUGGGUCUAUAAUAUUUUGUUUGAAGGGAAAGAGUCAGAAACAUUCAUAUACCACGAUAAGGACCUACAGGAAGGAUUUGUACUUUUGCCAGAUAUGAAGUGGGAUAAAAUCAAUAUGGACUCCUUGUAUCUUUGUUGCAUAGUCAAUAGAACUGAUAUUUCUUCUGUUAGAGAUUUAAACGCUUCACACCUUUCAUUUUUGAUAAACAUUCAGAAUAAAAUACGAAAGAUCGCUAGCAAAACAUUCCCAAUUAAGUCCGAUGAAUUAAGAAUAUUUAUCCAUUAUCAACCAUCCUAUUAUCAUUUUCACAUACAUAUUGUAAAUGUUAAACACCCAGGUUUAGGUGAUGGAAUUGCAGUGGGUAAAGCAAUUUUGUUGGAUGAUGUUAUCGAAAACAUCAGGCUUAAAAAUGAUUAUUACAUGCAAUGUAAUCUUGGUUAUUUGAUUGGAGAGAAUCAUGGAUUAUGGAGUGAUAAAGGAUUUAGAGAAGCACAUUAUACGCAGCUUAAAGAUAAUGGAUUGAUUUAA
Debaryomyces hansenii CBS767 is the source of this 984-nucleotide messenger RNA. Its product is annotated as 5'-(N(7)-methyl 5'-triphosphoguanosine)-(mRNA) diphosphatase. The transcript has a single exon. Gene Ontology annotation, cellular component: nucleus; P-body. Gene Ontology annotation, biological process: deadenylation-dependent decapping of nuclear-transcribed mRNA. NCBI's taxonomy places the organism in Eukaryota, Fungi, Ascomycota, Pichiomycetes, Serinales, Debaryomycetaceae. Gene Ontology annotation, molecular function: hydrolase activity; RNA 7-methylguanosine cap binding. The record is from RefSeq and is a predicted model, not a curated record. The coding region runs from base 1 to 984 and encodes 327 amino acids.